This is a messenger RNA of Rhipicephalus sanguineus (brown dog tick), 2583 nucleotides long. Its product is annotated as centrosomal protein of 120 kDa. The record is from RefSeq and is a predicted model, not a curated record. Gene Ontology annotation, cellular component: centriole; centrosome. Gene Ontology annotation, biological process: positive regulation of centriole elongation; centrosome cycle; interkinetic nuclear migration. The transcript is spliced from 9 exons. NCBI's taxonomy places the organism in Eukaryota, Metazoa, Arthropoda, Arachnida, Ixodida, Ixodidae. Bases 904 to 2583 code for a protein of 559 amino acids.
UUUGCAUCCCUGCGGCCGGGAACGCCGAGAAAGUUAGGCUUAGGCACUAGGCUUAGCCUACUGCUCUGGCAGCGAGUGGCUAUGGCGCUAGCUGGCGAUGUCAUGGGUGGAAGUUUGAUGACGGUGGCGGGUUGAAUUGAAUUUCCAUCACUGCCCGACACCCCGCGAAGUCUUGACUCCUGUUCUCGUGUACCAAACUACACACGGACACCGCUCGAAAGGGCUUUUCUUUACUAAAUCACAACGACGCACUGAGCCUCUAUCCACAACAAAGCCAGAAUACUCCAUGAAACUGGGCCCAACCUACCCAGAAUGCAUUUCCAGAGGAACUCUUGGCCACAACCUUCCGCAACCACUUUGCAGUGUGAAGACCAGCAACGCCGAGAAACUUCACCACUUUCUCUCGAGACGUCGGUUCAUCACUAAACGGAUCUUCAGUCGUGCAUUUUCGGCUCACUGCACCGCUACGAUUUCAGAAAAACGGCUUCCGAUGUCUCAGAACUCCGCGGCCUCCGCUGCGAAAUCACCUCAUAAACAAACCAACUUCCGGUGCACACCGGAGAGAGCUCCUCGAUGUGUUACGCCAAAUUUAGGAUAUACAUUUUUUGACAGGUGCCUCACACGGCCAGUGGUUAAUACCAUUCCAGGUAUAAUGCACAGACUCACAUUUUCGCUAUUGCACAGGCGAAGCGAGACCACCGGAGCAGCGAGAAGCUGCUGCAACUGCUUCCUAGAGUAGUUACACGUUCUGCCGCAUAGCACUAGGCGGCGGCAAACGUUUCCUGUAAACAUUCAAAACAGCGCUUCGCUUGAAUGUUGUUGGUAGUUAGAUGUUUCUGUCGGCUUCAACUAGUUUAGGGAGCUGUAAAUACCGCCAACACAUUUUAUCAUUGAUGAGCCAGCAUGAACAAAAAUUAUCUCAUCGUCACUUCGAUCCUGGAAGGAAGACAUUUCCCGAGCAGGCAAAGCUGUGACGUUGUGAUAGAAGCCAGCUUCGACGGCGAAGUGCUAACCACAGACCCUGUGCCACACUCCUGUCAUCCCAACUUCAAUACAGAGUUGGCAUGGGGCGUUGAUCGUCGAGGUCUUCAUGUGCACAGGCUUCACAGGACACCUGUGAAGCUGCAGUGUUUUGUAGUUGAGCGAUCAUCCAAAAAGAAGGACCGCGUGGGAUACGUUGUGCUCGAGAUACGCGGCAUUCCUGAGAGCGUAAGGAGUGCAAAAUGGCAUCCGUUGCUGAACAGCAAGUACCAUGGAGCCAAGCCAGAGAUUCACGUAGGGUUGCAUCUGGAGGAGGACACUGUUCCCGAUGCACCUGCCUUGGCCACUUCAGAACCUCCUCGGACAGAUAUCAGAAUGCAGCGUGUGGUUGUGCAGCCAGCUGACCAAGCAGCGGAAACUGACUUGGCACCUCGCCUCAACCUGAAAGAUGGCUGUUACGAGAUUGGAAAGCAUCCCACAACACUCUACAUCUUCACUGUCACCAUUGCAUUUGCAGCAAACCUCAAACAUCUUCAAGAAAACUCCGAAAACAAGCCAUCAGCCGGCCAUGGUGGUCCAUACCACUUCAUUUAUCACUUGCUUGGGCAUGAAGUUUCUACAGAAGCAUUCCCCAGCUUGGAAAGCCCCGAAUUUCCAGCGGAGCGAGCGUCGCUCCGCAUUCGUAGCAGUGGCCCUGUGCUUCGCAGAUUUUUUGCUGCUCAUCCGACCCUUCAGGUACUGCUUUCAACCGAUGAUUCAGUUAUUGGGGAGACGGAAAUUCUUCUGGGCGACUUCUCGGCAAGCUCUCCGGAUUUCUCCGUCUCUGUGCAAGGCUUGUUUCAGUUAAGAAAGGCCACCAAGCUGCUAUCCAUAACCGUUCAUCUCAUGACCAUAUGCGAAUAUUUUUGCUUCUCUCUUUCUUCCCUAAUGCAGCUAUCUCCUGUUCCACACAAUGAAGACCUGAUGAGCAGAAUAGCACCCGAGUACAGGCCCAUUGUUGGUGUCUAUGUGGAGAUUUCAGAAAAAGAGGCAAUUGGAGGCACUGAAAACGAAACUGAUGGCAGGCAGGAGGAGCCAGUGCCUGAGCAGCAGCCUGCUCCGUCACCACCGCCACCCCCACCUGCAGCAGCUGCAAGGCGCGGGGAGAGUCCACAUCCUGCUCCACGGUCACGCAGUCGAGACUCACGGCCCCGAACACCGACACAGCUUUUGCCAGAGAGAAGUCCCACGCGACAGCCACGCCGUCAGCUGGACUUCUCGCCCCCACAAAAACUGGGGCGCGCUGAAAAUCAGCGACCCGCUGCCGAUGCUGCCUCCAGCCAGGCUGGUAACUUGAGGCCAGCACAAAGCAGUUCUGGCCCACGUGCACAUGAAGAUGCUGCCCCGAGGCAACAACAUGAAGUGAUUGAUCUGACUGAUGACAGAGACGAGGAGCAGUUUCACCAUUUCUCUCUGAUGCUGGAUAUAAGAAGCCUGAACGUCUUGUCGACUCGUGGCAAGCCGAUGCAGUGUUAUGUGAGCCCCAACAAGCCGACUGUGCAACAAGCCGUGCAACAACUGUGCAACAAGCCGACUCUGGAGAAGGCAGUUCAACUUCCAUAG